UGUAAGGCGUUCACCUUCUUCGACAUUAAGAAGAAUCAUACAAUCGAGAAGAACGUCCACCCUCCCUGCGGCCCGCACCGAGCAGCCGGCCUGCCUGCGUCCGCGCCCGCCAGCGCCACCCAGCGCCACCGCCAGCGUGAUCUGCGACUUCACGUUGCAAAUAAAUAUUGGUUAAUAACUGAAUAUCCU
This is a messenger RNA of Gryllus bimaculatus (two-spotted cricket), 189 nucleotides long. The record is from the annotation of a GenBank genome assembly. Lineage: Eukaryota; Metazoa; Arthropoda; Insecta; Orthoptera; Gryllidae.